Caenorhabditis remanei is the source of this 1191-nucleotide messenger RNA. RefSeq lists its product as uncharacterized. Gene Ontology annotation, molecular function: protein binding. The transcript has 6 exons. NCBI's taxonomy places the organism in Eukaryota, Metazoa, Nematoda, Chromadorea, Rhabditida, Rhabditidae. Bases 1 to 1191 code for a protein of 396 amino acids. The record is from RefSeq and is a predicted model, not a curated record.
AUGGCAAAACAAAACGAUAACGUCAACCCAGGUAACAACGAAGAAGGGAGCCCGCCAACGAAGCGAAGAAAGAUUGAAGAGUUACUGGAGAAACAGAAAAAUCUCGAAAAAUCUCACCUGGAAAUGGGAGAAAAACUUCGAUUGGCUGAAGAAGAAAUCAAGAAAAUUUCACAAGAACUUGAAGAAGACACUGUCGAGGAGAACAUGACUAAACAAACUACAAGCAGCCUCCAGAAUUCAGUCACAUCACCAGGAGUUUUUCACGAAAGCACAGCUCAACCAUGGGCAAUGUCCAGAAAGUGUUUCGUGCUGAAACAUGUCUUCACAGAUGUUCCGGAUAUGAACCAUGGAGAAUGUUAUUAUGGAAAAGAAGAAGAACAUUUUGGAGUGGCAUGGCAAGCAUAUCUGUGGAAACAAGAUAACAAACUCAACUUAUAUUUGGAAUGUGUCAAAUUAUUGAGUGGGGAGAAAUGGUUGAUUUCAUCAAAUGCUGUUUUCAAACUGGCCUCAAAAAACGGAAAAUUUCAAUCAGAAUUGAUCAGUGGUACCCACGGAAAUGCGGAUGGAAACACCAAAUUUGUUUCGUAUGGUGCGAGUGAAUUUAUCGAAUGGAACAGAGUGAAAGAAGAUUUUCUCGAAGAUGGCAAACUCACAGUUGAGAUUCAUGUGGAAAUCGAGAAGAUGAUUGGAAUCUAUAAGAAUGACUUGAUAAGUUUCGAUGAUGAAAUGAAACCAUUCUCUGAUGUUGUUCUUGUUGUCAAUGAGAAAAAGUUCUUCGUGUCGAAAUUGCAUCUCGCUGGACGUUCUCCUUAUUUCAAUUUGCUUCUAAUGCGAAAUUUCCAAAAAUCAACGAAAUCGGAAAUCAAAUUGAUUGGAAUCGUUGCGGAUGAUUUUCAGAAUUAUCUGGAAGUUCUUUAUGGAGAACAAUCGAUUGAUGAAUGUACAGUUGAAGGAAUCCUCGUGGUUGCUGACACGUACGAUACACCAAUGGUAAUCCGGAAAUGCGAGGAUUUUCUUGUGAAGAAAUCCCAAAAGACACUGAAAAAGAUGUUGGAGAUGUCCAUUCGAUACAAUUUGGAAGCACUCAAGAAAAAAUGUCUCGGCAAGAUCAAAUCGAUUGUUGAUAUAAAAUCAGUUGUUCCAGGACAUAUUCACGAUAUGGAUGCAUCGAUUAUGGCCACUCUUCUCUAA